Molecule: messenger RNA, 3297 nt
Organism: Caenorhabditis bovis
Lineage: Eukaryota; Metazoa; Nematoda; Chromadorea; Rhabditida; Rhabditidae
Source: the annotation of a GenBank genome assembly
AUGGACGAGUCUAGCACAAGUCAAGAAUCGGUUUCAACGCCAUCGGUUCUAUUAAAUAGAAAAGGUCUUUUUGGCAAUUCAGCAUCUAGUCUUCAGAACUCGUUCGUCAAAGAGCCAACUCCAGAACAAAAAAGUGAAGAAGUUGUAAACGAUUCGUCGGGGAACAGUUCAACUGCAAGAAACGUGGAAUCUGUUGAAAAUGGCGACAAUCCGUUGACAGUGAAUGAAAAGACAGGAAAUGGUGAUUUUGAGUCAACCGCAGAGGAAGAGAAAGAAGAUAAGACCAACGAAGAAGUAAAGGAUACCGCUGGUGAAGAGAUAAUAUCACCAAAAAUUGUUAGUAUGGAUACCACAAACCAAGAGAGUUCUUCUUCGGAGAAAAAACAAAGUUUGGAUGAAAUCCCCGAAGAUGAACAAGUUGACGAUGAAGAAGAGAUCGAAGAUGAGGAGGAGGAAGCUCCAAGAAAGAAAGUGAAGCGUACAAGAACCAAAUCUGAAGAGCGAGAAGAAUCUGAAGAAAAUAAUGAGGACAUUGAAAUGAUCGAAGCAGAAGAUCAAACAGUGCACGAUGACCAGCCUGAUGCUGAAAAUACUCACGAGGUAGAUGAAAGUAAAGACGGUGAAAAAGAGUCAAAUAACGAACAAAUGGAGGAAGAAACGAAUGAUAAAGAAGAAGAGCUUAUUGAAGAAUCUCCGCGACGAAGAACGAAGCGUGGUGUCGGAACACCUUUAAACAAUCCGCCUGACUCAAAGCGUGAUCGUCGUUCGAAUGUUAGCGAGGCUAACGACCCGGAAACUCCCUCAAGUCAAGAGAGCGAGGAACCGAAACGUGGACGAGGUCGUGGACGAAAGUCUGCUGCCACGAUUGAAAACGAGAAAAAAGAGGGAUUAAUGUCGUUCAAUAAAACUCCACGACGUGGUAGAUCAAAGAAAACUGAUAUUGAAAAAGAGGAAAAUGUGGAAGAGAUCCAAUAUGGGGAAGAAGAAGAAGAGGAGCCAGAGAAGCAGGAUGAAGAGCCGAGAAGUUCGCGACGCGGACGCGGGCGUAAAUCUGCUUCAGCGGGUACUCCAAAAACGCCGGGAGUGGAUCGACGAUCCAAGAUUGAUCACGUUGAAGAAGAUAAAGAGUCUGUAAAUGCAGUUAAAACAGGAAGAAGAGGAAGACCUGCCAGAAAAACCGUUAUUGAGAAUGAUGAUGAAAGCGAAAAGAAUGAGGUGGAGGAUGUGCAAGAAGAUGAAUCUCCGCGUUCUCGUAGAUCACAAGCAUCAAGCAAUAAGGCUAAUGUGGUUUGGAAUUAUAUAUAUAUUGUCGACGUCGCGCGGCUGUGGAAAUUUUACGUCAACACCACUGUCAUUGCUAUUUGGCAUUUGGUCAUUGUUUCGCAGGCGCGCGACGUCGACAAUAUAUUUCUACUUCCAGUCGAAGGGGAAAGACUUCAGAAGGUGCGGAUGAUACAGAAGAAUCAGAUGAAACUCCUAAGUGGAAGAUCGGCGAAAGCUACUUUGGCCACUUCUGAUAAAACACCUGCCUACAAAAAGCUCUUGAACGAUGGUGAGCACGAUCCUUAUGACUUGGAUACCGAAAUGGACAAACAUCCUGAGCCAUUGAAAAAUAUUCACAUGGAGGUUCAGCAGUUUGGGGCAGUGAAAUAUGCAAAAAUUGGAGGGUCUUCAUCAGCGUCGAGAUACGAAUUCACCGAAAGAGCAGCUGGAGCACGUAUUCCAAAUCUUUCGAGUAGUCCGCAGCGUCGUGAGCGUAAAACUUUAGCAGAAAUGGCACCAGGAAAAGAAAAAAUACCUCAUAAAAAAGAUACAGGAAUACUCCCAACACCUCGAAAGGGUCGCGGAAAAAAUACUGCAGAAGAGGAAGAUGAUCAAUUCGAUAUGAAAGAUGACGCCGAAGAAGGAGAAAAGAGUUCACAAAGAGGACGAAAACGCAAAAGCGAAUUAGAAACAACGCCACUUGUUGCCCCAAAGAAGGCUACAGUUGAAAUUCCCGAACUUAGCAAUGAAGAACAAUGGAAGGUUGACCAUCCAGACGAUGAACACGAACCACAUGCUCCUGGAGCACGUGUAUUCGCCCUUUUUGGCAAAAUUUAUUAUCCAGCUGUCAUUGGCGCGGAACGAGAUUCAUACGGUCGUUACAAAGUUCAAUUCACGGCUGAUAAAAUCGUGAAAGAUGUUCCAGCUGCUGGAAUCAUUCCUUUGCGGGCAGUGGUCGCCGGAAAGCAAUGUUCAUACAAUGAAGAUAUUCUUAGCGUAAUUCGGUGCCCGAAUGCAGCUUCCGCAGAUGACUGGAGCACGGGCAUGUUUCAGCUCGAAUAUUUGAACGAGGAGGAAGAUCCAACCGGGGAAACAGCAUUAGUGAAAUGGACGGAUAUUUCCCUUGAUAUGCAUGAAUGGAAAGACUACAUUCAGAAGAAGUCUUUCGAAGCUUCAUCCAUUGCUUCCGAAAAUAUCACUACACCAGCACAGCUCAGCCGUCAGGCCCGGAAAGCUGUAAAAACACCAGCUGCUUCAUCGCCGAAACCGAAGCCAAAAUUUCCGAAACCAGAACCAAUUGUUCGUCAAUUUUCCACACAGUUAACGAUGAAUCCAAAAGGAGUUGGGAAAAAUAUUUUCGCUGGAAUGGUCUUUAUGAUUACAUCAGCAAAGAGCACAACAGGCGGAGGACCAGUGGCAAUACGCAAAAAGCAUUUACAAGAAUUCAUCGUGGAGAACGGUGGAGUUGUUACGGAGAAUUGUGAAGACAUUGAUAAGCCAGCAAAGGAAAUUCUUGUGAUUUCUGAUAUGCACUAUAGAACUCACAAAUAUUUGAGAGCACUCGCGCAAAAUAUGCCAUGUAUUUCGAACGAGUGGAUAGUGCAGUGCAGCGAAAAAGGAAUGUGCAUUGAUUACAAACCAUUUAUUCUUCCUUCUGGAGUUUCGAUUAUUGACGAUAAACUUUAUCCGCCACCCGAAAAUGCCGAUAAAUUGCUUGCCGGAGAGGUUUUUUAUGUUCAUUCAACCCAUGACGGUAAAAACAUGAACCGUGAUGGUACUUCUUCUUCUUUUCAUGAAAUAUGGAAGCCAAUGAUAUUAUCGCUUGGAGCUAGUAUAAUUGAUGUUGGGUAUGAGAAAAUUCGAGGAAAUCAAUUUAACUAUUUAUUGACUGACUCGAGCGCCAAGGAAGAUGUGGUUAAUUACGCGAAAGAAAUUGGUGCAAAGAUCAUCUCUUCGGAAUGGGUUAUCCAGACGCUUAUCAUGGGCAAGAAGUUGCCGGUUGAUGCGCAUCCAAAAUUCACUCCGUGCUUAUAA